Molecule: messenger RNA, 2679 nt
Organism: Acanthosepion pharaonis
Lineage: Eukaryota; Metazoa; Mollusca; Cephalopoda; Sepiida; Sepiidae
Source: the annotation of a GenBank genome assembly
AUGUAUGACAACUUCAAAGCAUGUCAGGGAAUUGCUGAGGAGAAUGAAGACCCUGAACAACAAGAACACAUUCACACAAACAUUAAUGAAACCAUCAGUGAAUCUAUGGAAUCUCUUGAUGAAUCAUCAGCAGCUGAAAGUGUGGAUCAGAUUGUCUUGGAAAAUGAUCCAUUGUUACGUAUUGAAGAUGAUGAGUUGGAAGCAUGGAGUAUUUCAGUUGAUAAGAAGGUUGUGAAGAAGUUGAGUAGUAAAGAGGUGAAGAGGCAAGAUAAUAUCUAUGAAUUAAUACAAACCGAAAAAAAUUAUUGCCGAGCUUUAACUAUUAUGCAAAAGAUGUUCUAUGAAGGCUUACGGAACGAAGUAGGAGUACAUGUUGAUGUUCUCAACGCAAUGUUUCCUUGUCUAGAUAUUCUUCUGCAUAGUCACAAAACCUUCCUAAACAACUUGACAAUACUCCAAUCUCAACAUAAAGAUAAAAUUAUUGAAGAAAUAGGAAAAGCACUUAUUGAACAAUUUGACGGUGAAAAUGCCAUGACACUGAAGCAUGCUUAUGGUCACUUCUGUUCUCACCAUAUAGAAGCUGCAGAUAUUUAUAAGGAAAAGAAAGGUGAACGUAAAUUUCUUUCCUUUGUCAAGCGGUGUGCUAAUAAUAGUAUAUGUCAAAAACGAGAAAUACCAGACUUUCUCCUACUCGUCACUCAGCGUCUUACCAAAUAUCCCACAUUAAUAGAAGCAAUUAUCAAAAACACAAAAGAUAAAAAAGAACGUGAAAAUUUGAAUAAAGCACUUGAACUGGUGAAAGAUAUUUUAUCAAGUGUGAACAACCAAGUUGAAGAAUAUGAAAGAGAGCAACGCCUUAGUGAUAUUUAUAACCGAACAGAUGCUCGUUCUUCAGCCUUGUUCCGAUCAAGAAAAUUUAAGAAAACUGACCUUCGAUUAAACCAACGGAAAUUAAUUCAUGAUGGUGUGAUUGGCUGGAAAACAGCUCGUGGAAAAGUGAUUGAUGUGAUUGCUGUGGUGCUAACUGAUCUCAUAGUCUUGAUGCAGGAGAGUAAUCAAAAAUAUACAUUUAUAAUGCAAGACAAUAAGUCUUGUGUGAUCCCACUGUGUGAACUGCUGGUCAGGGAGAAAGGGGAUACUAAAGAUGGCAAAGGUAUCUACCUUAUCACCAAGAAAAACACACAACCUGAAAUGUAUGAAUUUGUAUGCAAGUCAACAGAAGAUAUGAAAAAUUGGAUUGUUCUCCUGCGUUCUGCUGUUGAGCAGUGUCCACAAGAAGUUGUUGACAACUUAGCUUUUCAGAAGCUGGAAGUAAAACGACUUUUGGAAUUGCGAGCUGAAAAAAUGACAAAGCUUUUUGAUUCAAUGACCCAUAUAGAUACAGAAAUUGUGAGACUGUGUGAAGAGAAGAACAAAAAAAUCAAUGAAUAUGUGGAACUGUAUAAUUACUCCACAGUAGAUGAGACCAACACAUCAACAAACAUGUCAGCACAAUCUACCACGUCUACAUCGUCUGGUACCACUACCUCCACAACAUCAUCAUCCUCAUCAUCAUCAUCAACAACAGUAACAUCAGCAGUGGUUGCCACAGGGGAUAAGUGUCAGUCAAAAGAAGAGGGACCAGAUGCUUGGGAAUUAUUGCAGAAAGCAAUGGAUGAGAACAUCCUAUUUUUUUUUCCCUCCAACAUUGAUUUCACUGAUUUCGUUUUUAUUUCUACUUUUCUUUUUCUCUCCUUCUUUUCUCUCCUCUCUUUUUCUCCUCCCUUUUUCUCCUUUUCUCUCCUCCUUCUUUUCUCUCCUCCUUCUCUUUUUCUCUCCUCCUUCUCUUUUUCUCUCCUCCUUCUCUUUUUCUCUCCUCCUUCUCUUUUUCUCUCCUCCUUCUCUUUUUCUCUCCUCCUUCUCUUUUUCUCUCCUCCUUCUCUUUCUCUCCUCCCUCUUUUCUCUCCUCCUCUCUUUUCUCUCCUCCUCUUUCUUUCUCCUUCUCUUUUUCCUCUCUUUCCUUUUCUCUUUUCCUUUUUCUCUUUUCCUUUUUUCUCUUUUUUUUUCUCUCUUCCUUUUUUUUUUCUCUCUUCCUUUUUCUCUUUUCCUUUUUCUCUCUUUUUCCUUUUUCUCUUUUCCUUUUUCUCUUUUUUUUUCUCUUCCUUUUUCUCUCUUCCUUUUUCUCUUUUCCUUUUUCUCUCUUUUCCUUUUUUUUCUCUUUUCUUUUUUCUCUCUUCCUUUUUCUCUUUUCCUUUUUCUCUCUUCUUUUUUUCUCUCUUUUCUUUUCUCUUUUUUUCUCUCUUUUUCCUUUUUUCUCUUUUUUCCUUUUCUUUUUCUCUUCCUUUUUCUCUUUUCCUUUUUUCUCUUUUCCUUUUUUCUCUUUCCCUUUUUUCUCUUUCCCUUUUUCUCUUUCCUUUUUUUUCUUUUUUCUCAUUCCCUUUUUCUCUUUCCCUUUUUCUCUUUCCCUUUUUCUCUUUCCCCUUUUUUCUCUUUUCCUUUUUCUCUUUUUUUUCUCUUUUCCUUUUUCUCUUUUUUCCCCCUCUUUUUUUUUUCUUUUUUUUUUUUUUUCCCCUCCUCUCUUUUUUUUUUCCCUCCUCUCUUAUUUUUUUCCCUCCUCUAUUUUUUUCCCUCCUCUAUUUUCUUUUUCUUUCUCUUUUUAUUCUUUCUAUUUUAUUUUCUUUUUCUGUGAUGCCUACUUAA